UGGUGUUUUGAAAAUAGAUGAUCUCUUGUUUUUUCAAAUAGUUCAUAAACCAAGAAGCAUUUAUUGUGCAUCUAAUAUUGAGGCCCCUAGUGAGGGAUAUAAAACAUCUAAGUGUAUCAGCUAUAAUAAUGGCGUACUAGUUUGUCUUGCCUCUCUGUUCCUGGAAGAAUUUUACUUGUGUUGGGGAGAACAAUUUCUUGGCACAGAAGGAAAGUGAAAGGUUUUGAAUGAAGAGAGGGCAGUUGAGCAGAAAUACAAAGGUUAAAUGUGUUAAAUUUGCUUUGAAUAAAUAAUUGAGCAUUGGGAAAGGGAAGGUCUAAUCAGAAGGUAUUUCAGGGGUGAUGAUGAAGUUAGUGACCUUAGGGAGGAUGAAGACAAGACAGUUAGAAAUGUCUUUAUAAAGUGGAACUUCCCCAUCCCUACUGCAGGUCAGAGUUUAGCUAGAUGGUUGGUUCUCUUUGCUCCUUUUUCAAACUUUACAAAAGACCUCAUUAUGAAUGUCUCGCCCAUCACAAGUUCUCACAGCAUGAACUCCAAGGCAGGCUUUUGGAGUCAAGAGAAAGCAGUGAAAGCUGGAGUCAUUGUCAAGUGAUUGAGACCUUUUACAAGAAAAUCUCAUUGAAAUACAGUCUUUUAAAUUAGUGACAUAACAAGACUAGUUAUUAAAGGCAACAGUGUACAGGAAACGUUAAAAUUGAACAAUGACUCAGCUAUAUAUUUGCAUCAAAUUAUUGGGAGCCUAUCUGUACAUCAUUUCUCACGUUCAAGGGCAGAAUCUAGACAGUAUGCUCCAUGGUACUGGGAUGAAAUCAGACUCCGACCAGAAAAAGUCAGAAAAUGGAGUAACCUUAGCACCAGAGGAUACCUUGCCCUUUUUAAAGUGCUAUUGCUCAGGACACUGCCCAGAUGAUGCUAUUAAUAACACAUGCAUAACUAAUGGGCAUUGCUUUGCCAUCAUAGAAGAAGAUGACCAGGGAGAAACUACAUUAGCUUCAGGGUGUAUGAAGUAUGAAGGAUCUGAUUUUCAGUGCAAGGAUUCACCAAAAGCCCAGCUACGCCGGACAAUAGAAUGCUGCCGGACCAACUUAUGUAACCAGUAUUUACAACCUACACUGCCCCCUGUUGUUAUAGGUCCAUUUUUCGAUGGCAGCAUUCGAUGGCUGGCUUUGCUCAUUUCUAUGGCUGUCUGCAUAGUUGCUAUGAUCAUCUUCUCCAGCUGCUUUUGUUACAAACAUUAUUGCAAGAGCAUCUCAAGCAGACGCCGUUACAAUCGUGACUUGGAACAGGAUGAAGCAUUUAUUCCAGUUGGAGAAUCAUUAAAAGACCUUAUUGAUCAAUCACAAAGUUCUGGUAGUGGAUCUGGACUACCCUUAUUGGUUCAGCGAACUAUUGCCAAACAGAUUCAGAUGGUUCGGCAAGUUGGUAAAGGCCGAUAUGGAGAAGUGUGGAUGGGUAAAUGGCGUGGUGAGAAAGUGGCAGUCAAAGUGUUUUUUACCACUGAAGAAGCUAGCUGGUUUCGAGAAACAGAAAUCUAUCAAACCGUUCUAAUGCGCCAUGAAAACAUACUUGGUUUUAUAGCAGCAGAUAUUAAAGGUACAGGUUCCUGGACUCAGCUCUAUUUGAUUACCGAUUACCAUGAAAAUGGAUCUCUCUAUGAUUUCCUGAAAUGUGCUACCCUAGACACCAGAGCCCUGCUUAAGUUGGCUUAUUCUGCUGCCUGUGGUCUGUGCCAUCUCCACACAGAAAUUUAUGGGACUCAAGGAAAGCCUGCAAUUGCUCAUCGCGACCUUAAGAGCAAAAACAUCCUCAUCAAGAAAAAUGGAAGUUGCUGCAUUGCUGACCUGGGCCUUGCUGUUAAAUUCAACAGUGAUACAAACGAAGUUGAUGUACCUUUGAAUACUAGGGUGGGUACCAAACGCUACAUGGCUCCAGAAGUGCUAGAUGAAAGCCUGAAUAAAAACCAUUUCCAGCCCUACAUAAUGGCUGACAUCUAUAGCUUUGGCCUGAUCAUUUGGGAAAUGGCUCGUCGUUGUAUCACAGGAGGAAUAGUAGAAGAGUACCAAUUGCCAUAUUAUAACAUGGUACCCAGUGAUCCAUCAUAUGAAGAUAUGCGUGAGGUUGUGUGUGUCAAACGUUUGCGGCCAAUUGUGUCUAAUCGAUGGAACAGUGAUGAAUGUCUACGAGCAGUUUUGAAGCUAAUGUCAGAAUGCUGGGCCCAUAAUCCAGCCUCCAGACUUACAGCUCUGAGAAUCAAGAAGACACUCGCCAAGAUGGUUGAAUCUCAAGAUGUAAAGAUUUGACAGAUAAAUAAUCAUGAGGAGAAACUCUAGACUGCAAGAACUGUUUUUACCCAAGGAACGGGUGGAACUAGAAUAGAAUAAGGAUGUUAACUUGGUUCUCAGACUCUUUCCUCACUACACCUUCACAGGCUGCUAAUAUUAAACCUUUCAGUACUCUGUAGAAUACAAGCUGGGAAUUUCUAAACACUUCAUUCUUUAUAUAUGGACAGCUUUAUUUUAAAUGUGGUUUUUGAUGCCUUUUUUUUAUUGGGUUUUUAUGAACUACAUCAAGACUUCAAUCCUGAUUAAUAAGUCUCCAGUCAAACUCUGGGUACUGAAUUAUCUAUUCAUAAAAUGGUGCUUUCUGUGAAAGCCUUAAGAAGAUAAAUGAAUUCAGCAGAGAUGGAGAAAUAGACACUUUUGUCUUCUACCUGAGAAAAUCGGAUCUGUUUGUAUUCUACCCUUGUAAACAGCCUAUGGGUUAUGAUCUGUUUGGAAUACCGCUUAGUUUAUGAUAGUUGGUCAUGCCUGGUAAUGGGGUGUGUGUCUGUGUACAUAUAUGCAUACCAGACUUCCUCUGCUGCCAGUUGAAUCAGAAGAAAAUAAUUUAUGAAUGCACAGGAAGAUAUUGGUGGCUGUUGGUUUUGUGCUUUAAAAAUGCAUUAUCUGACCAAGAUUCGCCAAUCACAUAAAAGCCAUUUACCUUGCAAGUGAGCUAGCUUCUCCACCAACUUUAUUUUUUAACAUUAAAGUUGAUAUAAAGGCCAAAAGGAAUUUAAAGUGUACAUAAAUUUGAACUGUUUUCCUCCCACUACAAACUCUUUUUUUUUUUUUAAUAGUUAUUAUUUUUGUCAUGAAAAGCAUCCUAUCCAAAGUUGGAACUUCCAGUGCUAUGAACCUUCUAAAGAAAACACUUAUUGAAGUGAAUACUAAUUACUACAUUUGAUAGCAAUGUAAGUAAGUGCCUAUAACCAUGUUCGGUAUUCUUUAUUCUCAGUAACUUUUAAAAGGGAAGUUAUUUAUAUUUUGCGUGUAAUAUGCUUUACUUGCAAAACACCUGCUCCUUUACAACCAUAUUUUAUAUAUGUACAUACAUUCAUACUAUAGAAACCAGCUCAUGUGUACCUCAUGUCCCAUCCUUAAGGGAAAAAUAAUUAAAAGAUCAUCAGAAAAAAAAAUACUGUAAAGUAGAACUACAUGUAAAUUUUCAGAAUUAAUUCAAAGUAGUGUAUCAAGUCUAGGACUUUGUUUAACUUCAGGUAUAGACUUUCAUUAAGAUGCCAUCAUCUCAAUUCUCCUUUAUGAAAGGAUCCUCCAAUUAGAAAUUUCUAUCUCAGAGUUAAUAUACACUUAUCAACAACUGUAUUAGACAUUUAAAUCAUUUGAGAUUUUUGGCUUUAUGAUUUUUGUUCUGUGAGUUUGCAAAGACAGUGAAGAGUCAGGCAUAAAGUUCACUAUCUACUCAGUACUAUAUCUAUACCAUAUAGCUGUUAUCCAAUAAAAUGCUACAUUUUAUGGAUGCCUUGUUUUCCCAAGGAGUAAUUCUGAUCCACUUAAACUUAUUAUACUUCUGUAAUGCCUUUUAAAUACUCAUGUCUUUUUCUAAACAAUUCAUGGGUACAUAAAGUGAGACAGUUUUCUUAAAUAUAGCCUAAUGUGAUUAUAUCACAACAUAGUAAAAAAAAAAAAUCUUUUAAAGGGGGGGAAUCAGAGCAUGUAUCCAUCCAUUGCCAAAAAUGUGACUGACAUUUAAGGAUGAAACUCAUAUAUUUGUCUGUAUAUCAAUCACAAAUUUGAAACUUGCUUGAACAGUUUUGACCAAAUUUAAUAGUUUUCAUCUAACAUAACUAAAGUUUGAAGUGUUCAUCAAGAUAAGUAAAUUUAUAUAUUGAUAUAUAUAGUACCCAAUAGCUUCCUGUUUGAGAAUGUUUUUCCCAUCUCUAUUCUGAGAAAUACAGAUAUUUUUUAUCUAAAUUGCCUUGUGAUUUAAGAAUACUUAUGACCUCUAAUCUUAGUCUAAGGUUAACCUUGAUUUAUUUUUUAUUUGAUAACUAUAAAUCUUGAAAAUAAUUUGUCAUCUUAAUAAAGAAAAAAUGUAAGGAAAGGCAAACUCUAUUCUUAGAAAUGUUAAAAUAGUAUGUGGAAGUAGACAAUUGCAGGUAAUAUAUAAGUACAAGACCAUUAUAAAGAUUUUUUUAAAUUGAUCUGUUAAAAGUGAUAUCAAGAACUGACUGUAGAAACUUGUUCAGUAAAAAUAUUUUCUAG
Molecule: messenger RNA, 4544 nt
Organism: Hippopotamus amphibius kiboko
Lineage: Eukaryota; Metazoa; Chordata; Mammalia; Artiodactyla; Hippopotamidae
Gene: BMPR1A
Product: bone morphogenetic protein receptor type 1A
Exons: 12
Coding region: 702-2300 (532 amino acids)
Biological process (GO): cellular response to growth factor stimulus; dorsal/ventral pattern formation; BMP signaling pathway
Cellular component (GO): signaling receptor complex; plasma membrane
Molecular function (GO): transforming growth factor beta receptor activity, type I; ATP binding; SMAD binding
Source: RefSeq, a predicted model, not a curated record